This is a messenger RNA of Platichthys flesus (European flounder), 1920 nucleotides long. RefSeq lists its product as uncharacterized. The transcript has 7 exons. The record is from RefSeq and is a predicted model, not a curated record. Lineage: Eukaryota; Metazoa; Chordata; Actinopteri; Pleuronectiformes; Pleuronectidae. The coding region runs from base 55 to 708 and encodes 217 amino acids.
GUUCAGCGACAGGAGGGAGUUUUUCUUUAUUCCGCAGCAGAGGGUGAGACAGACAUGCCAAACGAAUCUACAGCCAGAGACUAUCAGUCCAUUCCAGACAUGACGCAGGUAUAUCGAGCGUCCUGGAAAACGUUCUAUGUGAUCCUGAGUGGAAUCACAAACAACACUCAUGUAGAGUUUGUAAAGAUGAUUAAAAGCCACGGACACACUGAGGUCACCGAUCCUGAAGAAUGUGACUACUGUCUGCUCUUCUGUCCCAUCACUUCACGAGUUGGAACCGACGUGGAGUUGGCCCUCAGAAAGAUUCCUGCAAAUAAGCCGACAAUCCUGGUGGUGAUGUAUCACACCUUCGAUCGUUACCACGUCGUACUCGACAGCAGGAGGCUGACGGAGGAUCCACGUGUCCACCUCACAGUGAACUCUCUGUUCCAUGAGCACAAUCUGUUGAACUCUAACUGCAACGAGACGGCGAAGUAUGAGAUCAGGAAGUUUCUCGAAUUAUCCCAGAACCUGUUGUCCAUCAUCAGAAGGAACCCAUUGUCCAUCACAAAAUGCGACAACAAACAUCUGCUCUUCAUCGGUGUAGGCCUGGUGGUUGUUAUUCUGAUUGUUCUGCUGAUCUUUUCCCGACAUGGAACUAACAUGACGGAGGACAGUGAACACGCAAGACAACACAAAAUCACAAUAAGGAAUCUUAAAUCUCGUUGAAUCUCAUUAUCACAAUUAACUAUUCCUAAACUAACUAGUCAUGUGUGUGUAGUUGUGAAGAUUCCAGGGCUGAAGAUUGCCACGAGAAAUGUUAUGAUGUAGUUUUUCAUUCAGGAGAGAAAAAUGAAGAAAAUGCAUUGAAGUGGAAUGAAAACAACUCCAGUUUGCCUGAUCUGGGCCACAAGGAAGACUCAGCAAUACCAAAUGUCAACCAAAAGUGGGAAACAUCAGCUUUAAUGCCUCAUUUUCUGUGAAGUUCAAAGUUGCGAUGACUAGAAUCACACCUGCUCUGAUUCGAUGAGGUUUCCAAUGAAGACUCACUUUUAUUUAAAAUAAAGAUUGUUGCUGCUUCAUUCUGCUUGAAAUAUUAAGAUCACAUCAUGUUUGUGCCGCUUGUCUCUGUAACAGCUGAUAAUGAAUCAAUACAAGUCAAUACAUCUCCGGCAGAUUCCCUGCACUCUGAAGAGAAGCAGCAGCCCCAGAAGGUUUCAGACCACAGAACCCAGCAGAACUGAAGUCGGGCUAGAUUCAUUCAAGUGAAGAAAGAUGUGCCCUGAAAACAAAACGUCAACUUCAAUCAAACCUAUAGAGCAGGGGUUUUCAACUGGUUUUGUCCCAGGGACCACCAUUCUGACUAGGAAGUAAUCCGCGGGCCCACUGAUGUGCCUACGUGUGUGUGUGCGCGCAAGUGGAUAGAAUGAAGUAUUAACGUUUGGUUUUCCAUGUUGUUUUAUUUAAAAAACCUCAAACAAAUCCCCAAAAAUGUGUAAAAAACAAAGAAAUGGUUAAUUUUAAUGGUUAAUAAACGUUAAAGUAACGAUGAUCAAUAAAACAUAUGUUCAUAAUAAAAACAUAAACUGGUGCUACAACUCAAUAGGGAAGAUGACAAAGUAAUGCAGACUAUGUCAUAAAUGAUAAGCAUAAAAUAUCUCACAAACAAUUGAGGCCUACUUAACUUUAACCUCAUGAUCACCAGCAGCAAAUCCCACCUACUGCCUGAGUAGUACUUGUGUGUGUGUGUUUGUCUAGAUCUCUCCUAAGAAAUGUUUCUCAGCCAGCGAACGUGGUAAAGUUGACUGUUAUUGCAGAUAAUUGUUUUGGCUAUUAUGCCAAUUUGUUUUUCGCUCUUUUGUUUUAUUUAAUAUUUUCUUUAUUUAUUCUGCACUUUCGGCCUUCUGUUUGGGAAAAUAAAAAUUCCCAUCAUACAAACUA